This is a messenger RNA of Sclerotinia borealis F-4128, 3564 nucleotides long. The record is from the annotation of a GenBank genome assembly. NCBI's taxonomy places the organism in Eukaryota, Fungi, Ascomycota, Leotiomycetes, Helotiales, Sclerotiniaceae.
AUGUUAUCUUCAUUACUGCGACCAAAGAAAUCUCGACGACGCGUUCAAGAAAUUCAUUCUCCUUUCUCAUCACCAUAUGUUGAUCAGCCUUCUCCAGCUGCAGGUAGGAGAGAACGCUUGCCUCGACAUGCAUCCGCAGAUUUCACGGAAACGGAAAUAGAAGAAGAUACAGAGGAAGAGAUUGCGGUAGAAAAUGAUGCGGAAGAUGAGGAAGAAGAGGGUGAUGGGGACGAAUUAGAGGAAGAAGAUGGUGAUGAUGAUCAACCUCUUUUACCUAUUUUCUCUGCUGCACAUCUAGAUUCACUUCCAGUAUAUAACCUCACUCAUGCUAUUCGACUUAUCAUACUUCCGCGGACGGAAACUACAUUGACCUGGGAUCAAUUACGAUCACCACAAGUUUCCCAGUUUUUAGUAAAGCCUAUGCAACAACAAAUUCGAACCUCCCACUUUUCACGAGCUACUUUAUAUGCAUUGAUGGCAAAUUGUUUACAGUUUCGAAAGGAGAGUCAAGCAAACCCAGGGAACGCAGGAAAUAGUUUGACGAGAGCUCUGGUUUGUGAGCUUCUAGCUAUCAAACUAUUGAAGGAAUAUAAUACUAGAGAGUUGAUAGAUGCUCUUUCUUACGAUUUCUUCCCACUGCAAGGAUUAGCUGAACCAGAUCCAACUAUCACGAACUGGAAUCAAAGGAAUCGUACAAGACCAGUUGCUGCCAGAAUAUCAACAUUGGAAGUAGCUAUUAGAGCAUCUGCGAAACGAUUAUUGGCACAUCCACUUGUGGUUCAACAACUAGAAGCGAUUUGGGCUGGAACGAUCGUAUUUCAUUCUGCGGCGGAUAAUCUUCAUCGUACAUCGAUAAAUCGAACAGGAUACAAGAAACAAAGUCGAAGCAAUGGAAGUGCGGUUCCAUUACUUACUCGUGAACAACUUCAAUAUGGGGCAAUAGUUGGUCCUCAGAAUCCCCCUAAUAAAGAGCCAGAAACUUUACAGACCAUUCAAACUUUGACCAGGAGAACGGUUACUUUAUAUGACCCAAGAGAUGCAUCUCUAUUCAAACUUUCUAGGUUGAGAGUACCACGCUAUCGACAAUUCUUCUCCACCUGCUCACUCGCUAUUCUGCUCGGACUAUUUUUGGCUGUUCUUAGUCAAAGAUCAACCGAUAUCACUGGUCUGGAAGUCAUAUUUUGGUUCUGGAGUGCAGGAUUCAUGCUUGACGAAGUGGUUGGGUUUAAUGAACAAGGAUUCUCAUUAUACAUCAUGAGUUUUUGGAAUGCAUUCGACUUGGGUAUUCUCGUUUUACUCACAAUUUACUACUGCAUGCGCUUAUAUGGUAUCUUCUUGGUGGACUAUGGAAGAGAUGAGUGGAAUAGUAUGGCAUAUGAUGUUCUUGCAACCAAUGCAAUUCUACUCUUCCCUCGAUUAUUCAGCGUUCUCGAUCAUUACAGAUAUUUCUCACAACUACUGAUCGCAUUCAGAUUGAUGGCUAUCGAUCUUGUGGCGGUCUUUGUACUAAUUUUGAUAGCCUGUAGUGGGUUUUUCGUUGCAUUCACUCUAUCAUUUGGGAAAAGCGAGUAUGAUGCGGCAGGAGUUGCCUACAAGAUCUUUCAGAUACUCAUGGGCUUUACACCUGCAGCAUGGGAAGCUUGGGAGACCUAUAAUUUCUUAGGGAAAGCAUUGCUUGUGCUUUUCCUAUUCAUUUGUCACUUCCUCGUUAUCACCAUUCUCAUUACAGUCUUAACAAAUUCCUUCAUGUCAAUUGUCUCAAACGCCAACGAAGAACAUCAAUUCGUUUUCGCUGUCAACACAAUUUCCAUGGUUAAGAAUGAUGCUCUAUUCUCUUAUGUGGCACCCACCAACAUUGUCGCAUGGGUCCUCACACCUUUUAGAUUCGUUUUUUCGUUUAGGACAUUCAUCAAGAUGAAUCGUACUGUUAUCAAAAUUACCCAUUUCCCAUUACUAUUCAGUAUAUGCGCCUACGAAAAGAUAUUCCUAGCAAGGUCGGUCUUCGAACCUACAGACCUGGUUGAGAAAGUUGGACUGAGAACAAAACGAACAAUAUCAUUUCAAGAUCAUAGACAUGGACUCUUUAGUCCCAAUUUACGAAGGCACGAAUCUUCUGUUGCUGGGUUUCAAAAGGAUAGAGCUCUUGAUGAGGUAUUCAGAUUAGCACCUAGAGAUACUCUUGGGAGAUAUCGACCUAGCUUUGAUCGUCGUCAAACUCAUAAUGUCAUCAAUAAUUGGAUGGAUCGUCAAGGGGACGUCGCUAGUCCACCACAAGAACAGGAUCCCACGAUAUUGGAACGACUUGAGAUGCGAAGGCAAUCGAGAAAGGCUACUUUGAUGAGACAUCGUGGAAUUAGUCGUGAGAUUUCUGGAAAUAGAUCUGUGGCAAGUGAUCCAGCAGAAUUCAUGUCUACAGGAUUUCAUGAUAUGACUCGAAUUUCAGAUGAGGAAUUACAUCCAAACUCUUUCGGGGGAGGUCAUACAGACGCGGAUGGAGAUGAUGAAUUGUUGACAAAUGACGAAGACGAAGUGCAUACGGAAGAUAAGCGUACAGCGACAAACCUCAGCCAAAGUGGUGCCGAAUCCGAAGAAGAUUACUUUCAGACUCCAACUGCAACUAGAUUUGUUUCUCCGACAGCAUUCAAUGCACAAAAAGAUUAUGACGAACAAAAUGAUUCGCCCUCAAAGCAACCCAAAGCUACACUUAAGAAGAAAUCACACGAUAGGAAUUUAUCUACGACAACAAUACUUUUCAAUCCUCUGGCUCACAAUCUCUCCAAUUCAUCCAUUUCACCUCCUCGUUCACGACCAUUAACAGCAAAAAUGUAUUCACAAGCUAAUACUGGAGCCAAUACUCCGGCAGGUCCAUCGGGAUCUCGUACUCCAAAAACGGCCAAUUUCGCAAAUACGACUACUCGGCCACGACCCAUCGUACCUAAUCGUGCAAACUUUCAGUCCGUUCCAAUCAUCAAUAAACCAGACCCUGCCCGCAAUCGCCUUUUGCGUCACAAAGAUUCUAGUUUGAACAUCAGUUUGUCUGAAAUGGGUCUUGACCAUGCUCAACUUGGCGCAGUACCUAGUUCAUUUCAAACUCAAAUGGCUAUUGCUACAAAGAUGGCGAUGGAACGUGGUAAAAAAGAUGAAACUGCAGAUGGUAUGAUGGGAAGAUUGAUGUUGGCAAGAAUGAAGACUCUCGAGGAAGGGUUUGCCGAAGUUGUCAAGGAGUUUAGAGGAAUGCGCACAGCUGGAAAUUCCUCGGUCGAAAAUGAACCUUCGAUUGGAAAGAGGAGAGAAGGAAAGGGGGAUAAGAAGAAGAAACGACCUGGCAGUGGCAACCUUUCACAAACCAAAAGUGAAAUUAAUGUUGAGGGACUGAGGAUGACAAGUUCAAAGGGGAAAGAAAGGGGAUAUUUUGAUAAUGAUCAUGGUGGUGGUAAUACUCCGAUUGCUGGGCUCGACGUUGGAGGGGUUACGAGUCAAGGGACGAGCGAGUAUAAGACACCAUAUGAAACACCAGAGGCCGGUAUCAUUUCACAGUAUCUGACCAAGGGAAAUUCCUUGUGA